CCGUCGCGAGUGGUCUCUCGUCGCUCCGUCCUUCCUCGCAGGCAUCACGCAACAGCUCCCCAGGAUGACGAACCCGAGCCUGAGAGACGGGGCGAGCCAAGACACCGCCUCCGCCUCCAGGGACGUCUCGGAGAAGGGCAAGAAGACCCACCUCUCAGCCAAGCCGCCCCUGCAUCGGAACAUCUCAAGGGCGCAGCUCAAGGAAUUCCGCGAGGCCUUCCGCCUGUUCGACAAGGACGGCGACGGCACCAUCACCAAGCAGGAGCUGGGUCGCUUCAUGAGGAACCUCGGCCAGUUCGCCACCGAGGAGGAGCUCAGGACGAUGCUGGAUGAGAUCGAUAUUGACGGCGAUGGCACGUUCAGUUUUAAUGAAUUCGUGGAGAUCGUGUUCAACAUGGGCGGAGCAGGAGACCGGCCGGCGGAGGACGAGGAGAAGGAACUUAGGGAUGCCUUCAAGAUCUUCGACAAACACGGCCGGGGUUACAUCUGCGCCAGCGACCUCCGAGCUGUGUUGCAGUGCCUGGGAGAGGAUUUAUCAGAAGAAGAAAUCGAAGACAUGAUCCGGGAAGUGGACAUCGACGGAGAUGGGCGCAUCGACUUCGAGGAGUUCGUCAAGGCUUUGGGCGAAAACGAAGAAGACGAAGAACAAAGAGAAGACGAUGAUGACGAGGAAGAGGAGAAGAAGUGAACAAGUCUCGCGUUCAGCAGUGUACUUAGUUUUAAUCUGUGUUCAGUAAUCAUGAUAAGGAUAAGUUUGUGGUUAUGUUCUCGUGUGCCAAAGUGAGGAACUGCAACGCAAGGUAAAAUAAAUGAUAAUGACAGCAAAUCAAAAGAAGAGUUUGUUAUAAUUAUGAUGAUGAUAACGGUAAUGACCAUAAUGAUGAUGAUGCUAACUUUAAUGAUAAUAAUGAUAAUGGUAGUAAUGAUGUUUAUUUAUUAUUAUAAUGAUAAUGAUUACAGUAAUGAUAAUGGGAAUGAUAAUAGUAAUGAUAAUAAUGAUAAUAAAAACAAGGAUGAUGAUGGUGAUAAUAGAAGGAUGGAUGAUAAUGAAAGAAUGCCAAUAAUGAUCAUGAUAUUGAAAGAUAAUAAUAAUGCAAUGAUACGGAUAAAAUAGUUUGCAUAAUGCUGGUGAUGAUGAUAAUAUAUCCUCUCAAAUGAAAAGAAAAGUUUUACAGAUAAUUAGCAUCAAUAACAUUUUUCUUCUUUCUUUUUUAUGUAAUUACAAAAACUGUUAUAUGUAUAUAUCUACCUGAAUAUCAAGCUGGGCAGAAAUGGCUUCUGGUUUAAAUGAUAUAAGAGAAUCAUACUUAUAUAUAAAUUCAACAUAUGUAUGUAUAAAAUGUUGAAUGUUGAUAUUGAUGUUAUGAUUUGUGACUGUGUUCCUGGUAUAGAAAUUGUCCAUCUGUGUUUUUCUUGUUAUAUUGUAACUUUCUUUGUCAGCGGAAUUUGUAAUUGUUUUUCUUAGUAUGUCUGCAUUAGACGCACUUAAA
This is a messenger RNA of Penaeus indicus, 1490 nucleotides long. RefSeq names its product calmodulin-beta-like. The record is from RefSeq and is a predicted model, not a curated record. The transcript is spliced from 7 exons. Gene Ontology annotation, molecular function: calcium ion binding; enzyme regulator activity. The coding region runs from base 65 to 688 and encodes 207 amino acids. NCBI's taxonomy places the organism in Eukaryota, Metazoa, Arthropoda, Malacostraca, Decapoda, Penaeidae.